Molecule: messenger RNA, 2284 nt
Organism: Physella acuta
Lineage: Eukaryota; Metazoa; Mollusca; Gastropoda; Physidae
Product: myogenesis-regulating glycosidase
Biological process (GO): carbohydrate metabolic process
Molecular function (GO): hydrolase activity, hydrolyzing O-glycosyl compounds
Source: RefSeq, a predicted model, not a curated record
GUAUUGAGUACUGUUGAGUCUCAAAAAUUAAAUAAUUUUCACAGAUUCCUGGAAGAACAUCAAAAUCAAAGAAUCUCAACACAUAAGAGUGUAAUGUGUCUUAUUUCAUAUUUUGUUGCUUGAAAACAAAUCAACCAUGUUUCGUUCAAGAGCUAAUGAAAAAGACCGUGUGGGUGAUGCAGGGGUGAAUAGAGAAGUCAGUGUGCCCCUAGUCAAGACUCAAGAUGGGAAAGAAUAUGAUCCCAAGCAAAAGUCAACCUCUGCCAACUCAGUGAUAAGUGCUGUAGAUGCCGAAACUGAAGAGGCUGUGCAGGCCCAAGAGAGCAAGAGAAGGAAGCGGCGGAUUAUGAAAAUAGCCGUCUACUUCAUGUUUGGGAUCAUUGCUCUUGGUGUCUUUUCUAUCUGGCUUUUCCACAAAGACACAGUGGAUUCCCUGAGGUUUGGCUCAGAUUUUAUCAUCACCGUCAAGCUGCGGUCCAUGGAGGUGAAGAACCUCAAUGGGGACAUUGUCCUGUACGGGGAGAUGGGCCAGUACCUGGACGCCACGCCUUACGACAACUGCUUUGAAAACCACACAGAGAAAGAGGUGGACAACUGUGUUCACUGGAGGAACGUGGCCUCGCUGAGUGUGACCAAGCAGGAGAACAGCUCCCUGUCAUGUUACACCAUACAGUGGGACAGCUACGCCCCUGGGAUCAAAGCUGAAGACUGUUUCUACCUGCAGCGCUACAACUGGUACGGUUACCUGACCAACACCUCAGCCCUGUGGCCUAUCAGUGACGUGUAUAUCAAAGAUGUGAAUUACUAUACAGAAUACCCAGAGGAACAACCUGAAAACCUGGUGCCUAUCUGGUUUGGUCAACAAGGGAUAUCUAUUUUUAUCGAUUCUGGAUUCCCGUUUAGUUUGUCAUGGAAUGUUACAGAUGAAAGGCAGUUCUGUAUUGCUUCAAAACUUGAGGCUAAAGUUGCAGGGGAACCUGUGCCUCAGCUGCGCUACUCUAUAUGUCAAAGUGAGACUCUGAAGGAAGUUGUCAAAACAACACAGCAGCACAGGCAGGAGGUGGACACAGACUUCCCCUUCAAGCAGAAACACAAACACCUCCUGCUGAACAAGCCUAUCCAUUCGCUGACUGCUAGAGAAAACAUGAAGGAGCUCCUUGAGCAGAUACAAAAGAAGCAGCUCCAGUGCAGCCUGAUGGAGCUGUUUGACAACUGGGAGGAAGAGUUUGGUAACUUCACAUUUGAUGCCAGGAUUGUUGAUGAAGUAAUGAACCUUUUCAGUGCAGCAGCCAGCAUUCAAUGCUAUCCAAUCCUUCCUGUCUCCACAUUUUUCAGCUACAAGUCUCAGUAUUUCACUGAAGGGGUUUCUAAAGGAUACUUUGUCCGAGAUAGACAGAACCUGGUCACGCGUAUGAUCCGGUGGAGAGGACAGGAAGGGGCGGCCCUGGACGUGACCAACCCACAAGCAGAGCAGUGGUACUUGCAACAUCUCCAGCGUAUUGUUGAGCAGUAUAAAAUAAAAGCACUGAAACUGUUACACCUGAGUGUCCCAUCUGACUCCAAGUAUUACGACGAUACCAUGACACAUCUCGACUACACCAGGAUAUUCUAUCGAGAUCUAGCCAACAGGUUCAACGUCUCCUUGGUUUUAGAGCUGGCCACUGGUUUCAUCCCUCUCCCUGUCUACACCCCAGUCAGAAUGAAGUUCUACGGUGAGCCUGGCUCCUCAUGCCUCAACACCUCCAUCCCUUUUUCUCUAAUGCUGGGACUCAGCGGCUUCCAUCUUCUGAUUGCAGAUGCUGACAGAAUGGCAGAUCCCUCCACUACAGAGGAAAUGUUCAUUCGAUGGCUUCAGGUGGCCAUUUUCUUCCCAGUUCUAGAAAUACCAAGUAUACCUGUACUCAGGAAGGAGAGCAUGCAAAAUGCGCUGAAUGAAACAUUGCAGUUCCGAAACACAGAACUGUUGCCGUACAUGAGUACAUUGUGGGAGAAGCAACCAGACCUGCCCAUCAUUAGACCAAUGUGGUGGAUGGCGCAGGACGACCCAGUGGCCCAGACCAUCAGUGACCAGUUUAUGGUGGGAGACGACCUGCUGGUGGCCCCGUUCUUGUGUGAGCGCACCACACAAAGGGACGUUUACUUCCCAGCUGGGUCGUGGGCAAGAAACGACACCAACGGCACACAGGUCAUUAUAGGUCCAGCUACCCGCACUGUGAAGACUGAUAACGUGAGUGCUAUCCCCUACUUCUGGAAAAAAGUUAGCGAACACAAUGAAGCCAAAUAA